Messenger RNA from Cucurbitaria berberidis CBS 394.84, 333 nucleotides. Its product is annotated as dabb-domain-containing protein. The transcript has 3 exons. The coding region runs from base 1 to 333 and encodes 110 amino acids. The record is from RefSeq and is a predicted model, not a curated record. NCBI's taxonomy places the organism in Eukaryota, Fungi, Ascomycota, Dothideomycetes, Pleosporales, Cucurbitariaceae.
AUGACAGUUGUUCACAUCGUAUUAUUCGAGUGGAAACCCACAGCUACUUAUGAACAGGUCGAUGAAGCAUGCAAGCGCAUGCUAGCACUUCACGAAAAGUGCCUCCACCCAACUUCCAGGCAACCCUACAUCAAGUCGUUCUCGGGCGGCAAGAACAACAGCCCCGAAGGCCAUGCCGGCGCUUUUACACACGGCUUCGUCGUCGAGUUUGCGAGCGCAGAGGACCGAGACUACUAUGUGAACGAAGACCCUGCCCACCAAGAGUUUGGCAAGUUCGUUCUAGAAGUUGCGCAGGGGGUGAAGGUCGUAGAUUAUGAGCCAGGGACGUUCUGA